This is a messenger RNA of Liolophura sinensis, 1636 nucleotides long. RefSeq names its product probable G-protein coupled receptor 139. Gene Ontology annotation, cellular component: membrane. Gene Ontology annotation, molecular function: G protein-coupled receptor activity. Lineage: Eukaryota; Metazoa; Mollusca; Polyplacophora; Chitonida; Chitonidae. The record is from RefSeq and is a predicted model, not a curated record. The transcript is spliced from 2 exons. The coding region runs from base 456 to 1535 and encodes 359 amino acids. Gene Ontology annotation, biological process: G protein-coupled receptor signaling pathway.
GUAAAUCAACCUGUGAGUACAUAUAGUCAUCCGAUAAUCCACGCAGACCAAAUGGAUAACACUUGUUUACUUAUCAGUCUAUAUCAGAUUUGUGACAGAAUCGUGGAGAAGAGGAACGGAGGAACGAAGCGCCAAAUGAAUCGCUGGCCGAGUCGUUGGCACCAAUCACUGUAGAACAGACAGCUAGGUCGCGGAUUCAUGGCAGGUACAUUAUAAAGCCCAUCGAUCGACCCGCUUGCCUCACAGCUGUGAUUCCAGAGAGAAAACCAAUGCCAAAGUCAUAGAAAAACGGUUUAUUACGCACAGCUUGCCCACUUUUACCUUGGCAGCCGGGAGGGACGUGAUGCGGUUGCCGGCAGGGUCACAGGACACCGUUGCAGAAGAGUUUUGAGCGCUACACCACCCAAAGUACAGCACCUCGCCCCAAGGGCAUCUGGACAGGGGGCAGGAGAACAAUGACCAUGAAUCUACUGGGGAACCAAUCGGUGGAGGAAGACGGUGAGUUUCGGGACUUUUACCUGGAGGCUCAAUUCAUUACGGGCCUCAUACUUUACCCCAUUACUUGCCUCAUAGGAUUAGCAGGCAAUACGCUCAGUAUAAUUGUUAUGAGCCAACACCAGAUGAAAUCAUCUACGAACAUCUACUUGAUGGCUCUUGCAAUUUCAGAUUGCAUCAAAGUGUUCAGCGAUCUCCUUUACUUCAUGGUGAUUUUGUUGAAAGAAGUCAAUCGACCUGUGGGGAAUAGAGCAUAUGGUUUUCUUUACCCAUACAUGCAUUACAUCUUUAAUGCCUCUCUCUGUAUCUCCGCCUGGCUGGUAGUGUCUGUGGCCGUGGAGAGGUAUGUGUAUGUGUGUCACCCCACACGCGUUAAGACCUUCUGUACAAUUCCCCGGGCACGGACCGUAUCUACCUCGGUGUUUGUCAUCAUGAGUUUACUAACUAUUCCUUACGCAAUGCGAUACAGGACAGUGGAAAACUAUGACGCCGCCAAACAGGAUUUUAUUUACGACGUAAACUUGACGACUUUGUGGCAGAAUCAAACCUUUUCCACAGCCUAUAUAUGGCUUCACAACUUACUGCGGUCUAUCAUACCUUUAAUAGUACUCAUCAUCCUCAAUACCUGUAUAAUUUACGGCCUAAGGCGCUGCCGAUUAACACGUAAGCGAAUCUCGAGCCGUCAUCGCGUCACCAUCAUGCUCAUCUUUAUUAUCGUUGUCUUUCUUGUGUGCAUUACUCCUGACGCCAUCAUGUCCACUUUUUUUGGCUUUGGCUAUUACGAAGAGAACUAUUUGGCGCGUGGAAUACGUGAAAUCACCGACUUCUUGUUGUUAAUCAAUGCCGCCACGAACUUUGUGCUCUAUUGCAUCUUCAACACUAUCUUUUGGUGCAAUUUUAAAGCCUUAUUUGUUAACCCUUGUAAGCAGGAAAAGAGACCUAUGCAGUUUGAAGAUUCUGCCUACAGGAAAAUGUCCGCAACCGGACGAGGGUCGUUCUGUACCACUCGUAAAGGAUCAGAGAAAGGAGACCCUGUGUGAACGCCACGGGGCUCAUUCCAAAUUUCCAACUUCAAUGUGCCUAUCUUUACAGUGGAGUUGUUUCACGCUGAAAAGCCGAGGUGACAGAACCGUGUGUUUGA